This is a messenger RNA of Paramecium primaurelia, 699 nucleotides long. The record is from the annotation of a GenBank genome assembly. NCBI's taxonomy places the organism in Eukaryota, Ciliophora, Oligohymenophorea, Peniculida, Parameciidae.
AUGAUAAAUAGGUUGAAAAUAAUCAUAAAGCCACAGAAUCAAAAUUUAGAUUUGGAAGUUGAAUAAUCUAUUUUAGUUGAGGAAUUAUUUCAAUACAUAUAGACCUCUUUUAAGUACUGUUAUUUUAUGAAGUAGAAUUGAUAAUGAUUUGAAAAAUUGGAAAUGUUAUUCUGAAUCAAAAGGCAUGUAUUUAGAUGUUAAGAGUUAAUUAGGAAAUGUCGAUAAUGACAAGUUAAUCAUCAAUACUUAACAUUUUUCAAAUACUCACACUAGAAGGCAUCAAGAUUAAUAGUCAAUAAAUAAUCAACAUUUUCAAACUCCAUAAUAAUAAAUCAAUAAUCAAUAUUAAUAAAAAAAUAAAAAAUAAGACUAAAUUUAUUCACAUGUAUUUAAUGAAAUUCCAAAUCCAAAUAACAAAUCCAAUUAAGUGUCUAUUAAUUUUGAAAUAAUAUGUGGAAAUUUUAAAAGAUAAUUCUCAAGAUAUUUUAAUAUACAUGAUGAUUUAAAUAAAUUAAAAAGAAAAGUGAUGAAAUAUUUAGGAUAUUCAAGGUAUUUUAUAUUUUUAUCAUAAGUGAUGCAGUUUAUUGUUAGCUAAUUAUAUUUUAAAGGGUUAUGAGUCCUUAACAUUUUGAAAAAUCACUAGAUAUGUUAUCGAUUAAAAAUAAUACGACAGUUUAAGUUCGAUUAGGAUGGCUUUGA